This is a messenger RNA of Myxocyprinus asiaticus (Chinese sucker), 3763 nucleotides long. RefSeq names its product caveolae-associated protein 2-like. The record is from RefSeq and is a predicted model, not a curated record. Gene Ontology annotation, molecular function: protein kinase C binding. Bases 239 to 1654 code for a protein of 471 amino acids. Lineage: Eukaryota; Metazoa; Chordata; Actinopteri; Cypriniformes; Catostomidae. The transcript is spliced from 2 exons. Gene Ontology annotation, cellular component: caveola; cytoplasm.
CACACCACUGACACUUUGCUCACAUUACUCUGAGGGGCUGGGCUAACUACCACAGCAACCAGGCUCCUCCCCAGGGUGUGUGAAGUGUUUUUAAGAGGAGUGUUGGAAAUGUUGUUUUAAAGAGGCGCACAAGGCAGGAGAGUGUGUCUGUGAGAGUGUGUGUAUCAGUCAAUCCAACCACACUGUUCAAAACCCUUUUUCUGCAGAAUCCCAUUUACUCACUAGCAUUGACUCCAGGAUGGGUGAAGAUUCCUCUCACGCUAAGCAAAGCACAGCCACCAUACCCAGGGAGGAGAGCAGCCCAAUUCCACCUGCUCCAGCCAUGGAUGCUCAGGAUCUCCUCAUCCCGAGCUUCAGUCCUAGCUCAGCACCUUCUUCCCCUGUUCACACCAUCACCCGCCUGGGCUCCAAAUCCCCCACCAGCCCCACGGCUCCUGGGGGCCAGAUAAGCGCCAUCACGGUGGUGGCUCUGCUCGACAAGCUGGUGGUGAUGAUCGAGUCAGUGCAAGAGAACCAGCAGAGGAUGGAGAAGAAACAGGCUGAGCUGGAGGGGGCAGUCAGGGUGGUGCAGGGCGACGUGACCCGGCUCGCCAAGAGCCACAUGUCCACGGCCAACAGCGUCGCCAAGCUGCUGGAGCGCUCGCGCAAAACAGGUAACAAUGUGAAGGAGGUGCGGGAACGUCUGGAUAGACAGAGCAGCCAGGUGAAGCGUCUGGAGGCCAACCACGCCCAUCUGCUCAAGAGAAACCACUUUAAAGUGCUCAUCUUUCAGGAGGACAAUGAAAUCCCCUCCACUCUGCUCACUAAAGAUGGUAUGGCCACCUUUCAGGAUGAAAUGGUUCCAUCUGCACCAACUCCACACACUGAUCUAAACCGCUCCCAAGAUGAAGGCCUGCAGACCAUCAGCCUCUCCUCUAGUGAGGAGGAGGACAAAGGAGCAUCAAGCCCCCUGGCAGAGGGUGGCACAGAUCCCCUGGCAGAUCUGCAUGAGGAGAGCCUCCCAUACUUUGGAAGUGAACGUCUGGAACGCUCUCGUGCAGACAAGUUCAAGCGCUCAAGUCUGAAGAAGGUGGAUAGUCUUAAAAGGGCCUUCUCGCGAAGCAGCAUAGAGAAGAAGAUCAACAAGAUUGUGCCUCCAGAACGACGUGAGAAGAUCAAGAAAAGCUUCACCCCGAACCACCCGAAAAGCCCCACUUCCCAGAGCUCAUCCUUCAAAAUCUCUCCAAUGACUUUCAACAUCAAGAAGGUACGAGAUGGAGAUGCUGACUCUUCUCAGCAGCCUGAGAGAUCACCCAGGAAUCUCAGCCCAGUAGAGGUGCCCUCCAUAGGGGGACCUGAUGGUGAGCUACCCCUGCCUGAGUUACACUCAUUGGGGGAGAAAGUGAAUGGAGGUGGCCAUCACACUCCCUCGACUCCAGGCAGCACAGAUGGUGAGGUGUCUGUUACAGAAGGAGGUGGAAAUCUUGAUAAUGGUCCCUCUGUAACACUGGCUGAGGAGCAUGUGGAGAGACAAGAUGGUGAUGCUGAUGACAAUGAGGAAAAUGGGGAGGAGGAAGAGUUGGAGGAGCAGGAGGAGGAGAAAGAACCAAGACCUGUGGAGGAAGCAUCUGCUCCUCCCAUGUCAACUGCUAUUACUGUUGAGCAAACUUCUUAGAUUUAUUAGUUGUAUUCUAAUCUUUAUUCAUUUGACUUCAAUCUACUUCUGAGACUUUGGGAAUUAUAGACCCCAUUUACACCUGGUAUUAAGAUGCAUCUUGGGUGAUCCGAUCACAUGUGGUCAGGUGACACACAUCAGUGUUUACACCUGGUCGCUCAAGUGUGUCUCCUGUGACCACUUGUGUUCGGAUUUGAAGGGGAGGGACUCUGAUUCAUGAUGACAUACAUCAAUCACUAUGUCAGUGUGUUACUACAUGAUAAUAAACUGCAACAAAGUCAGAAAAGAUAAAGAAAGCAGGAAAAAAAUGGCACAAAAGCAACAUAUCGAGCAGAAUUGCUCAUUAUUUUAGUGGACUACCUGUAAUAACCAGAGCUGCAGAUGUUCCGACUUCUCAUAAGUGUCUGUACAAGUUGAUUUCAGACACACUGAAGAAGAUCCAUGAAGUUUGUGUUCUUGUAUCCGCUUUUUUAAAUUUUCUGAUCAAAUGGUUAUUUCCUUUCAAAGCCGCUCGUAACCGACAAGAGUUUAAACUCUUGUUUUAGCACAGCGGUUGACUGACAGGUGAGGGGUUGCGCUUUGCUGCUGCCAGUGUUGUGCCGAAAUUAGCACUGUAUUUAGCGCUGACCACAUGUGAUCAGAUCACCAAAAAGCAUCUUAAUACCAGGUGUAAACGGGGUAAUUCUUACUCCCUUGUGCCACUGGCAUCUUGUCCCCAAGCUUGUUUAAUGUUAAAUAGCAUGUAUUGCUGACAUAACAUUUAUAACCCCAAAUAUAAUGUAAUGACGUAAUAAAUAACCUAUUAUAUUAAAUUCAGAUAUUAAGUAUAUUCUUAAGGAGAAAAUUCCAUUUAAAUAGAUUCUGUAAAAAGGUCCAGAGAAUGGUACAGCAGUCUAGACAACUGGUCAUAAUGAAACAGCAAAAAUAACUAAAUUUUCCUGUGGAAGCUGAUGAAUAACAUGAAAUUGAUUGAACUGCAAAGCCUGAACUCUCUUUCCCACUAAAAUGAACGUAACAACAAAAAUAAUCAAAUUAUCAGUUGUUUUAUUCAUUUUACCUACUAAUGUGCAUAACUUAGAUGUCUUCAAGGAAAAACAUUUUUUUCAUGCAUGGUUGCCCAGACAAGUUUUAAAAACUGUAUUAAUAGGUAUAUGAAUAAACCUUAUUCACAGCAGUGCCAUCUUUGAUUUUUGAUGGGAAUGACCACGAGGCUUGGAGGGAUAGAUGUACAGUCUCUUCAAAAGGUUGUGCAGUUGUUUAAAGUGUUUAUGGAUCUUUCUGCUGAUGAAACGUUGAAAAAUAUCUUUCCAAGAAAUUUCUGUAGGCCAAAAAAUUCAAGACAACAUGAGCUGUGGAGAAUUAGGUGUGAUCUAAGAGUUUUAUACCACUUUUUACAGUGCAUGUCACUGAAGAGACGGUAUGUCUUUCCCUCACAGCCUCAUUUUCAUUCCUGUCAAAAAUCAAAAGAUGGCGCUACUGUGAGGUCUAUGCCAGAGCCCUUCUGUCAAGGGAAGCCUACAAGGUUAGCAACAGAAUGCAUAAUGCGGCAGUCCCAUUGAUAUUCUAUGUGAGGAACACUGGCGAGGAGACCUGAUGGCAAUUUUUUUUUUUUUUUUUUAUGGAUAUCUAUCGAGGAGAUGCUUCAGUAUGCUCAUCACUUAAUGAACUGACUGCCUGUCUACUAAUCUUCAACAUGUUUUACACUAAACAAUCCUUUUGGAAUGAACUAUGUGUGGAGUUUAUUAAGAUAAAAUUGCGGUUUUAUGAGUGAAAACAGACAAUUUUGAGACAGGCAUGUGUCAGCUUACGGCUCUCCCCAUUCAUGUGUAUGGUUUCUGCAAACGGUGACUUAUCAUAAUGUUAUAAGUAAACUGACCAACCAAAAUGGAUCUUCACAUGACACAACGUUGUCUGCUUUUGUCAAAAAUGCAACCAAAAAAGGCAAAACUAAGGUUGAAUGAAAUUUGAUCGUAAAGAUUGUAACAUAAUAAUAAUAAUAAAACAUAAUAAUAAUAAUCAAGAUAACUGGGAGUGGAGAUCAUCUGUGUGUGGGAGCAUAAUUACCAGCAGACACACAUACAGGCUAAUAAAACAUGAUAUUUGAAUCCA